This is a messenger RNA of Cylindrotheca closterium, 1560 nucleotides long. The record is from the annotation of a GenBank genome assembly. NCBI's taxonomy places the organism in Eukaryota, Bacillariophyta, Bacillariophyceae, Bacillariales, Bacillariaceae.
AUGAUGACCAAUAGCUGGAGCAUCCUACUCCCCUCCUUCCUUUUUACGACGGCAUAUGCAGCAAUAUACAAUGAUUGUGGUUCUGGCGAUUAUUACUCAAGUUUCCCCACCGAUGUGACGUCUUGGAGUCAAGAAGAAGCAAGAUCCAAUGUGGCUGCCCUGUCCAAGUCGAAGCAUCGCAAUGUGGUUCCAAACAUUGUGGUUCCGCUAGGCGAAAAUGACAUCUUUGAAGCACUCAUGGCUUUGGAUAAUGGGAGCAUGUACGGCAUGGCCAACAGCACUGUCAGGCUCCUCUUCUCCAUCGAUGAGUUUGUGCCUGCGAUUCCAUUUAGCGGAACAGGCUGGCAGAAGGAAUGGAUUUGGCCACGUCGAAGGGCCAUUUGCGAGAAUUCUUUAGACUGCGUUGGAAAAGAUUUGAGUGAUUUGCACAACGUUCGACCGACGUCUCAGCUGAGUAAACUCGUCAGAGAUUCCAAGUAUUUUGCAAGUUGCGAUCUCUUGAAUCACGGUGGAGGUUGCAUGUCUCCAGCUGAAGAUGGGUCCAAUACCACAUGUAGUUGCAAUCGUGCAUAUCAACCACCUGAAAGUCAACGAGGAGAAAUAGCCAGAAUUCUCAUGUACAUGGAUGUUCGAUAUGAUGGAACCGAGGAGGAUUCCGAAGAUCUGAGGCUGGCCGAUUGUCCAUUCAAUGCUCCUUAUGACUUUGCCUAUCUCAGUCAAAUGAUCAAGUGGCACAAUCAAUAUCCACCAAGCGAACAAGAAAAGAUGCGAAACGAACUUGUAUGUACUGAUUAUCAAGGAAACAGGAACCCGUUUGUCGACUAUCCCGCACUAGUGUCCGUCAUUUUUGGAGAACCAUUGCCCGAUCCAGCAGCUGGUCGUGAGAACUAUGAAGUCUGCGACGAACUCACGACUAGCUCUCCAACCUUUGCACCAAAUGAAUGCGACAUGAUUGCCCCUGGAGACAUUGUCUUUUUCAUGGUCAAUUCGGAUGGUGGACCUGACGAAGUUGCCUUUUGGAAUUAUGAAGAAAUACCCGGUGAACUGGAAUUAUUUCUUACGGACAGACCGUGGGAUGGAAGUAGCUUUAUUGGUGGAGCCAACAAUGAAGAAGGAACUAUCAAGCUCGUGGUUCCGAGCGAGGGAAUUGAUGGUGAGACUAUUAUUGGAUUUGGUGCUGGUAAACUAGGAGGUAGCUGGGCCCCUGAAGAAGGGACAUUUUCACUGGCUCCGAAUGGAGAACAAAUCUUUCUCUACUGCAUGGGUGCUCUCGGUGGCCCGGUACCUCUCGCAUCUAUAGCAUAUGGCCCCACAGCGUCACAAAAUACCGUGGCCGAUCGUCUCAAAGAUCGAGGCGCUGUUAUCAUUGAGGGACCAUUUCCUAAUUGGAUCUACAAUGGGCCUACUGAUACUUUGGAAAAGCUUCAGUUGCAAGAAGCGUCGAAGGAUCCUGCCAAUUGGAACGGUGGUGAAGGACGAGCCACACUUACAUCGUCGGCUAACUCAGUGGGUCUGACGUUUGCCUUCCUUGGGCUGUUUGCUGGCGCAGUCUUAAUAUAG